AUGCCUCGGCACCUGCUCGCGCCGGUGGGUGCGGCGGGGGCCCCACGACCCUCGGCGGUGACGGUCUUCAACGCGCUGGCGUCGGGGCCGCUGCAGUCCUGGGCCACCCUGGAGCCCCUGCUGGUCAAGGCUCACGUCUGGGAGGGCGCCGACCAGCUCAGCAAAUUUCAGAGCGCCUUCUCGCUCGCGCUAGGGGUCUCGAUGCUCUCAGGGCUGCUGAACGGCGUGCUCUUCGACGUGCUGGGGCCGAGGUGGGUGCUCACGGUCGGCUCCUUCGGCCUCGCCCUGUGCCACCUGGUGAUGGCCUUUGCGGUGCAGAACCCGGCCUGGAACGACCAGAUUUGGGGGGGGUGUCCGGCGGACUGUAUUUCUUCGCCUGGCUGA
Prorocentrum cordatum is the source of this 384-nucleotide messenger RNA. Lineage: Eukaryota; Dinophyceae; Prorocentrales; Prorocentraceae. The record is from the annotation of a GenBank genome assembly.